Messenger RNA from Dioscorea cayenensis subsp. rotundata (Guinea yam), 483 nucleotides. Its product is annotated as LOB domain-containing protein 1-like. The transcript has 2 exons. The record is from RefSeq and is a predicted model, not a curated record. Bases 1 to 483 code for a protein of 160 amino acids. NCBI's taxonomy places the organism in Eukaryota, Viridiplantae, Streptophyta, Magnoliopsida, Dioscoreales, Dioscoreaceae.
AUGGAUGAUCAACAAGGUCCUCAAUAUUAUGUAGGACAAGAAGGAGUGCAGAUGAACAAUAUGCCUUGCGCCGGUUGCCGGAAACUUCACCGGAGAUGUAACCGAGACUGUGUGUUGGCCCCUUAUUUUCCGGCCAGUCAGCCAGAGAAGUUUGCCAGAGUUCAUAAGGUCUUUGGAGCAAGCAAUGUAAUCAAAAUGCUUCUUGGAAUAGAGGAAGAGAGAAGAGAAGAUGCAGUGGAGAGUAUGGUGUAUGAAGCUCAUGAAAGGCUGAAAGAUCCAGUUUAUGGAUGCACUGGAACCAUUGUUUAUCUGCAGAAUUGUGUCAAAGACCUUCAAGGCCAAUUGAAAGCAACUCAGGACCAAAGAGAUCAACUCAUCAACAUUAUCAUGAAUGAAAAUACAACAACAUUUGAUGAUAAUUCUAACUUCAUUUGCAACAAUAAUUCCUUCUGUUUCUCUCUUGAUCAAUUUCAAUUGAUUUGA